UCAUUACCACUUGGUGGCACAACAAUGUCUAUCUUAAAAAGCAAAACUAUUCUCCUCUUCUCAUGGGCACUUUUGCAGCAGCUAGAUCUACUAGAUCACUUUGCUCUCGCUGCUGACAUCACAAAAGAGGAACCACUGACAGUGUGUCCUGGAGAGUUGGUCUCUCUCACUUGCACUCAUGACAAUCUUGCUGGUGGGCAAACUCGCUGGCAAGUCAGCGGUCCGAUGUCUUGCGUUGCAUUGGUUUCCUAUGAUGCCAGGUGGCAAGAAGACGUCUGUGGUAUAUUCACUAUCACCAUGAUCAGUGAUAACUCUGGGUCUACACUGAGCUCAACUAUUCAGAUACCUGCCACUAAAACACUGGAUACUACUGUUGUGACGUGCCUCGCUGGUGGCAGUGCAUCUUCUCCACAAGCUGGCAACACCACGCUCAAUGUGAUAAAUAUAACUUCUUUAACUAACUGGAUGGCUAAUCUGAGAACCAACAGUUUAUGUCCUAUUCUGGAGUGGGACCCAGUGGACCAACCUUACAAGAGAUGUGUCACCGGCUACACUGUCAACUUGAAUGGAACAGUGUACACUACCACAAACACAUCUCUAUCAUUAGCUAGAGAGAGCCUCCCUUACCGUGAGACUCAGACAGUGACUGUGACACCACUCACACUCAAUGGAUUCCUAUGGCCAGAUACCUCAAAUAUCACUGUGAUCAAUCCAGACUUGGGGACUCCAGCAUUAUCCAACUCCUUCAUAAUCCAAAAUGAAGUACUGAAGCUCCAAAUAAUAUUCCAGGAAAUUUCUAUUGAUACUGCACCCAUUCGAAUGUUCGGGUACAUAACAAGCGGAGAAAAUUGUGUUCCUACCACAUUAUUUAAUGAAAGUUCAGUUGCAAUCGAUUUCUCAGACCAAUCGCCUGGAGAUGCUUACACAGUAUGUGUGAUGUUCAGAAACAAGGAAUGCUCUGUGUCUGCAAUCAAUUCCACUACUGUGACUGUUCCAGCUACAAUGAUUACCAUACAAGAAGUCACACCAUCUGACACUAGUUACACGAUCCGUUUGUCCCCCCCCUUCACUGGCUACGCUCCCAGUGACCUGCUCAUUGUCUCCACCCUCUCUCCCCCUCACUCUGACCCAAUCACCCUCCCCUUCCCCUCCACAACCAACCAAGUCAUGAUGACUUUCACUGAACUCACUGCUGGAGUCCUCUACACCUACACCAAUAGAGUUGUUUUGGCCAGCAACCAAUCAAAUGAUGACGUCGUAUCUCCAGUCACUGGAGAAUUCAUAAUAUUGGCUCUACAUGUAUUAGGAGAAUCUGUGCGGUCCCUCUCUACUGGUGAAGCAGUGGCAGUCAGUGUGGCAGCUACAUUCACUAUCUCCAUAGCGAUUGGACUCUUGCUGGGGAUGUCUCUAAUGUACUGCAUCAUGUACUACAGGAAUAGGGGACGCUAUACAGUAAGACAGCGACAGGAAGAAAGCAUUCAACCCACUGUACCAAGUGGUCCUGUUUAUGAAGAAGUUACUCUUAUCCAAGAACGAAUUGAGCUGAAACUGAAUGAAGCAUACGGACCGUUAUCAUAGCUUAAACAGUUUGAAAUAAACUGUAAACUGUUUAGACGCAGUAUGUUAAUUGUGUGUGCAAUAAAUUUAUAGUACAGGUGUACGUAGUUGUAAGUGAAAAUAUCCUUA
Molecule: messenger RNA, 1686 nt
Organism: Halichondria panicea
Lineage: Eukaryota; Metazoa; Porifera; Demospongiae; Suberitida; Halichondriidae
Exons: 8
Coding region: 25-1578 (517 amino acids)
Source: RefSeq, a predicted model, not a curated record